Fonsecaea erecta is the source of this 1710-nucleotide messenger RNA. Its product is annotated as choline-sulfatase. The record is from RefSeq and is a predicted model, not a curated record. NCBI's taxonomy places the organism in Eukaryota, Fungi, Ascomycota, Eurotiomycetes, Chaetothyriales, Herpotrichiellaceae. Gene Ontology annotation, molecular function: sulfuric ester hydrolase activity. The transcript has 3 exons. Bases 1 to 1710 code for a protein of 569 amino acids.
AUGGGUUCUUUCAAUCCCUUCCCUCAAUCCCCUCCAGUGUCACCUCCCAAUGGCUAUGAGGGCGUCCAAGGCUUUUCGACGCCUUUGUUCCCGGCCAAACCGAAUAUCCUCUUCAUCAUGGCGGACCAACUUGCUGCUCCUUUGUUGAAGAUGCACAACCCAAAGUCCCAGAUCAAGACGCCCAACCUCGACAAGCUGGCGGAGCGCUCUGUCGUUUUUGACUCGGCGUAUUGUAAUUCUCCGCUGUGUGCCCCGUCUCGGAUGUGUUUGAUCAGUGGCCAAUUGCCUUCAAAGAUUGGCUCGUACGACAACGCCUGCUCCAUUCCGUCAGAGACACCAACAUAUGCGCAUUACCUGCGAGCUGCUGGCUACGAGACCACUCUGGCUGGCAAGAUGCAUUUCAUUGGGGAUCAACUUCACGGCUAUGAGAACCGGUUGACUUCUGACAUCUACCCUGGUGAUUUCGGCUGGGCGGUGAACUGGGACGACCCUGGCCGAAGACUCGAGUGGUACCACAACAGCAGCUCUAUCUUGCAAGCUGGGCCGUGUGUGAGGACCAAUCAGCUGGACUACGACGAGGAGGUCCUGUACAAGUCAAAGCAGUAUCUUUACGACCAUGCGAGAGCGCCUGCCGGAAAACGACCAUUCGCUCUUACAGUUUCCUUCACGCAUCCUCACGAUCCCUAUGCCAUCGAGGAGAAGUAUUGGGAUUUGUACGAAGGCGUCGAUAUCGACCUGCCAAAUGUGAACAUCGGCGAGGAAGACCAGGAUCCACACAGCAGACGCUUGAUGCAUGUCUGCGACAUCGAGGGCCACAAAUUCACGGAUGAGCAGAUCAAACGCGCUCGCCGAGCGUAUUAUGGUGCCGUGAGCUACGUCGAUGAUUGUAUUGGCCAGUUGCUUGACGUUCUGAAGAAGUGUGGGAUGGAAGAUAACACCGUUGUUAUGUUCUCCGGUGACCACGGGGAUAUGCUGGGCGAAAGAAGCCUCUGGUACAAGAUGUCGUACUUCGAAAAUUCCGUCCGGGUGCCUAUGUUGAUCAGUCAUCCAAAACAAUUCCAUCCUCACCGUGUCUCUCAAAAUGUCUCGACUCUGGAUCUCAUGCCAACUCUUGUGGACCUGAUCGGAUCAAAGUUGGUUCCUGGACUGCCCAUGGACGGUCUGUCCUUGUUACCUCAUCUCUACGGUAGUGACGGUGGCCAUGAUACCGUCUUUGCCGAGUAUAUGGGCGAGGGAACCGUGGCUCCCCUAAUGAUGAUCCGACGAGGCGACUGGAAGUACAUCACAUGUCCAGCUGACCCUCCUCAGCUGUUCAAUCUACGAAAGGACCCCCAUGAAUUGACCAACCUGGCUACUAGCCAAGACCCGGAAACUCUGGCUGUUUUCAAAGCUUUCGAGAAAGAAGCAAACCAAAAGUGGGACUUUAAGAAAAUCACCGACGAUGUCCUGAGGUGUCAGCGUCAACGUCGAUUGGUUUGGUCGGCCUUGACCCAAGGCCGCUUUGAGAGCUGGGACUGGAAUCCCAUCGAUGAUGGCCGCAUCAAGUACAUCCGGUCUCAGAUCCCCCUGGACGAACUCGAAAGGCGAGCUCGAUAUCCUAUGCACACCAACGUGCCUGCCCAAAUUUCUGUCAACAACAAGGCUGAAGUGGUUUGCCUGCAGCCGAAGAGGUUGACCGAAAUUGCGAGCGACGGUGUCCACUAUCGUUGA